Schistosoma margrebowiei is the source of this 3282-nucleotide messenger RNA. NCBI's taxonomy places the organism in Eukaryota, Metazoa, Platyhelminthes, Trematoda, Strigeidida, Schistosomatidae. The record is from the annotation of a GenBank genome assembly.
AUGAAUUUAUCCAUAGCUUUUAUUGAAUACAUUUUGUUGGUAUUCUUUUAUUCUUCAACGAAAUCUUGCAAACCAAAUGCUGAUGGACAGUUUACUAGUCUGGAAUUGGGUAGUGCUUCUAAUGUUACCGCUGUGGUAGGCAGUGAUAUUUACUUUAUUUGUUGUGGUGGUUUACGGUGGACAUAUGAAGUAGAAGAUGAUUACACAAGUCGAGAGAUUGGACCACAUCCAUAUGCUUCUAUUGGUUCGAGCAAAUCACCACCCGAUUUGAAUUUUGAUGACAAUCUGUCUCCAAGUAUCAGCAGUAAUAUGAAAGAUUCUACAAACUUACAAAACACAGUGCCAACCACAGUAUACACGAUGCAUGAUGAUAAAGGUCGGUUAAUACUACGUAUAGAUAAUGUCGAUGUACAAGAUAUGGGACACUAUAAGUGUCAUGGCCACAGCACAAGUUUAGAUGCAUACCUAGUGGUGGUCGACAAAAACUAUCCCGAAGAACCGCAAAAUAAAACAUUGCCAAAUGUCGGGAGCAUGAUAACACACUAUAUGAUGUUCUCGUCGGACCAACUUAAUAACGUCAAACUAAUUUGUCCAUUGGUUGGAACACAAAAAGUUAAAUCAUGGCUAUGGCGUGAACCAGUAUUACCAAGUUCAACAGAAUAUGCUCAAUUACCACAAGGUCGACCACCAAGUCGUACUGUUACAGCUAUAAAACCAGGUUUACAUGAAGGUAAACAUGUAGAAAUUGGUUCAGAUUUGUCAUGGGCACGUAUUGUUGAUCCUUUAUCACCGGAAGCCCCGAUCAAAUUAUGGUGUCAAUUUACAAUGCCCGCUCCAUGGGAAAAUAAAGAUCCAAUUAUUGCAUACUAUGAAAUUGAUUGGGAAUUAUAUGAACCAAUCUCACCGCAAAUUUAUAUUCUACCAGGUGAUAAAGAAUUUAACUUUGAAGAGAUAAAUCAAAAUCUCUCAAAAUCUAUUCUAUCUAAUCAACAAUUAAUAAAUCAAGAUCAACAUGCAAUCAUUGCUCACAGUAUUAAUGCACAAAUUGAUGAAUCUAUUAAAUUAGCUAAUUUGAAAAGUCCAAAUAAAUCAAUAUUAUUAGAGAAUAAACCAGCUCGUAUCGCGUGUCGAUUUCGUUCAAUUCCAUUAACUGGUAUACCAAAUCCACAAUCAAAUUCAUUAAGAAUACAAAAUGUUUAUUGGUAUCGUAAUGGCCAUUCAGUUCAUGUUCCACCAUUCUAUGUUGAUAAUUCAUUAAUUACUCCAUAUGGUUUAUCAAUUUUAUCUGUUCGUGCCUAUCCAACUAUAUUUAAUUUUAGUCAAAUUGGUGAUGAGAAAUCAUCAACAGUAACGGUGGUUGGAAGUAGAGAUAAAUAUAAAUUACCUAUUGAACAUUUAACUUGUUCCGUAAUAAGUCGAGUGAAAGAAACACCAAUUUACAAGGUUACAACAAAUGCAAGUCUACAAACUGAAAUCAUUCUUGUUCCACGUAUAAUACAUACAGAGUUAUUAUCAGCUGAAAGAAGUUUAGAAGAUGCAAUUAAAUUGACCUGUACAACUAUAGCGAAUGGACCACCAAAUAUGCGUAUUGAUUUUGCUUCAACAGAUCAACCAUCUACAAAUAAUGGUCCGACUCAAUGGGAAUCAUUAAAAUCACGAUAUGGAUUAAAUAUAAGACCAAGACAAGUUGAUCCAACUAAUCCAUUAAUACAUCGUCUCGUAAUUGAUAUUUCUGAUCUUAAACGUAGUGAUCAUGGUGUUUAUCGAUGUACAGUUUGGAAUCAAGCUGGUGAAGCACAAGCAAUUGGACAUGUUUUAGUACAUUCUGAACCACAAUUAGAAUUAAUGUCAUUUGGGUAUAAUUAUUUUCUAGGCCAUAAACCAUGGAAAGCAUCAUGUGUUGUAAAAGGUUAUCCAUUGGCAGGACAGUAUACAAAUAACAGUCAGAUUAACCAACAUAAAAAUCGUGACCAAUCCAUUGAAACAAAUGAUUCAAUCAUCACUGGGAAACAAACUGUUGAUACAAAUAGUGGUAUUCUUGGAUUAGGACAAACAGAUCAUAAUCAACAAUCAAAUUCUAAUAGUGUAACACCAUCAAUAAGAAUGAAAAUUUUCAAUAUAGAAGGAGAACCAUUAGAUCGUGUAGAAAUUAAUCAAAUUGAUUAUAAAUCAGGAAAAUUCACCGGAAUUAAUGCCACUUAUGAGAUUCAUAUGAAUCAACGUUAUGGACGUGAAGCUAUUGUACGUUGUGAAUAUACACAUACAGAUAAUAGAACAAUUUAUCGUGAAACAUUUCUACGUGAAGCAACAAAACCAACUGCACCAAAUAUUACUGUUCUAUGUACUGGUCCACGUGCAAUUGUAUUUGGAAUAACAAAUCCCAAAUUAAAACCUGAUAAUAUGCCUACAGAACGUAUUGUUACACAAAAGGUUAUAUUUGCACCUGCAAAAACAUUUCAUUUAUCAUCUACAUUGGCAAGUUUAUCAGUUUAUUUAGAUUCAGAAGGACAACCAUCUGCAUCACCAGCUAAUGAUAAUGAUCCAUUAGAUAGAACUAUAUUAAAUUCAAUUAGUGCACAACCACAAACUGCUGUUAUACCAGUGAAAAAUUUAAUACCAGAUACAGAAUAUGUAUUUGAAUGGUCAUCUGGAAAUGAAUUUGGUUUAAGUGUAAUGAUACAAUUUACUUUAUGGACUAAAAAACUUGAAACUGCACCAACAAUUAAAAAUAUUGUAUUCUUGAGUCCUACAUCUCAAUAUCUUCGAUUUUCUACAUUUUUGGGUGAUCCAUGCCCAUAUGAAGGUGGUGCAAGACCAGAACUAUCAGAUUUAUUAGUUAGAUAUCGUUUAGCUAAAUCUAAUUCUACUUAUGAUCCAACACAAUUAAUUGGUUAUGGUGAUUGGUCUGAUUUGGAAGUUUGUAAAAAUUUAGCUUCAGCAUCAACACUUGAUAUAAAUUAUUCAAAUAAUAAUCAAAAUGAUAAUAUUGAAAAUUUUAAUGUUGUUGGUACAGAAGAAGAUGAAUAUACUGGCAUUAAAUGGGCUGGUGAUAAUCCAAUACCAUGUGAAAUACCAGUACCAGAUACCCAAGUAAUUUAUGAAAUUGAAGUUGCUACAAGAAAUCGAUUUGAAAAAUCUGAUUGGUUUCAAACAUUCUAUCGUCCAAAUGCUGUUGUAUCAGCUGCAUUAUUCUGUUAUCCAAAAUGUUCAGCUAUUAUAUGUAAUCUUUCUAGAAUAUUAAUAAUUCUAAUAUUUCUAUGCUCAUUUAUUCAUUAUUUAUAA